Molecule: messenger RNA, 1104 nt
Organism: Rubroshorea leprosula
Lineage: Eukaryota; Viridiplantae; Streptophyta; Magnoliopsida; Malvales; Dipterocarpaceae
Source: the annotation of a GenBank genome assembly
GGGCCUGUGAGAGCAAAACAGAUCAGAUUCUGGUGAGAGAGAGCAAACACGAGUGCUAGUGAGGGAGAGAAGCUGUGUAAAUAAAAAACACAACCAUGUCUUCAAACAAUUCUUCAACACUUUCUAAUCCUCUUAUGUUCAUAGGAGAAAAUUACAGUGUUUGGGCUAUCAAAAUGAAGGCCUUUCUAAAAGGUAAUGGUGUGUGGGAAUCUGUAGAAGAUGGGUUUCAUCCUCCUAUGCUGCCAAACAAUCCAACCGUAGCCCAAAUGAAGCAACAUGCUGACUAUGUUCAAGCCUCAUACAAAGCCCUCUCAUAUAUUCACAGUGCUGUAAUAGAUGAUAUUUUCUCAAGGAUCAUGGGAGCAGAAAUAGCACAAGAAGCAUGGGAUACUCUUAAGAAAGAGUUUGAUGGCAGUUCUCGGGUUAAAGGUAACAAGAUUGUAACCCUCAAAAGACAAUUUGAAAUGCUGAAAAUGCAGGAGGCAGAGACAGUCCAUCAAUAUACAAAUAAAUUGAUGGAUGUUGUCAACCGAAUCAGACUUCAUGGUGAGGAAUUUCCAGAUCGAAGGGUGGUGGAAAAAAUUAUUUUUAGUGUACCAGAUAAAUUUGAGUCUAAGAUUUCUGCCAUAGAGGAAUCUUGUGAUCUCAAAGAGCUAACCAUCACUGAGCUUAUAAGCAAGCUUCAAGCUCAUGAGCAAGGGCUGCAUAUUAGUAGCAUCAGCAAAGCAGAAAAGGGAGGUUUCCUCCAUGUUGUCAUUGCUGAAAAACAAACCAUGAAGAAAAAGAUUGUUGGUUCAAAGGCAAAUCACAGAUUCAGUGCAGAUUUUGUAAAAAGUAUGGCCAUUUUGAGAAGAAUUGCAGGGCUAAGCAACAGCGACAGCAUCAAACACAACAUCAGCAAGCUCAGUAUAGACCAAAGCAACAACAGUUCAUCUCUGUCAUCUAGUAGCUGGUUUGUUGAUAGUGGAUGCACUAAUCAUAUGGCUCGGGAUGAAAAUUUCUUCAUUGAAAUGGACAAAUCAGUUAUUACAAAUGUCAAGUUAGGAAAUGGUAUUGUGGUGAGAUCACAAGGGAAAGGUACUGCUGUUAUUCAAACUAAAACAG